AAAUGUUUACAAUAAAAUAAUCCCAUUUGGCUGAAUUCAAUAUCAUAUUCACAUGUAGUUCCCACUGCACCACCAUAACUAUUUAUCCACCUUCUAGGCCAGCCCCCCAACCCAAGUAUACUUCUAUUAAACCACACUACCCUCUCCCUCAUUCAUGUAAGUCCACUUCUUUUUUGUUUCUGGUUUCUGUUUCUUUCUUAUCUGUUUUUCUUCUUCUUGGAGAGAGAGGAAUUAAAGAAAGAGAAAAAGAUCAUGUCUUCAGUGUUGGGCUCACAAGGGGUGGUCUUGGCCACAGCCAUGGCGGUUUCUGGCACUGUCAUCCUCCUAGCUCUUCGCCUACAGAAAUCCUUGCCCAAUUCUCACUUCCCAGUUGACCAAAUCAACCAGUCCUCACCUCAAAUUCUACGAUCUUGUAUAUCUUCUGAAGGAAAGAAGAGGAGGAAGAAGAACAAAAGGGUGCACUUUGCAGAGGAUGUGGUGGAUCCAAGUGGAGAUGGUCAGGAGUUUAGAAGGCAGCAUCAGAUAAUUACCUCCACUUCUUCCAAUUCUUCUUCUUCUUGCUUGUCGGCAUCUUCAACUUCAUCUACAGUACUGAAUUUUAAAAAGACAAGGGCCCAAAAAUUCAAAGGACCAAUGCCUGCUAACCGCGCGGCUCUCUACAAUGGAAUUCUCAGGGAUCGUGUGGUUCACCGAUUGGCCUACUCAUACUGAUUCACACGUUCUCUGUAUAUUGUGUAUAAACAUUAGUGCUUUCUUUUUCUUUUUCUUCUUUAAUUUGUACAAAUUUUCUUCUGAGGUUAUAAGGAAUAUUCGGAAUUGUAAGGAAUGAUGGGCCCACAGGUUUUGGUAGUU
Messenger RNA from Prunus mume (Japanese apricot), 852 nucleotides. RefSeq lists its product as uncharacterized. The record is from RefSeq and is a predicted model, not a curated record. NCBI's taxonomy places the organism in Eukaryota, Viridiplantae, Streptophyta, Magnoliopsida, Rosales, Rosaceae.